AUGCUCCCUGGGGGUCCCUUGAACCAGUACAUCUCCCUGCUAGUACCGCAAGUCGCUCAGGAUAUUCUGUCCAAAGCACUGGACUAUUUGACAUCAAGCGCCUCUGAAAAGAACGAGCACAUGCUUCUCCAUAAAUCGGCCCAUGCCGUUAAAAUCGGACAGAGUUUUAGGUUUGACGUGGAUUUUGCUCCGUUUGAGUCUGCUGAACACUACGCCUCUCAGCCUCCAAAGUCGUUAUGGGUGAAGGUGAAGAAUACUGAAGCUAUAGGCAUGAGAGCUGCUUACUUGGCUGGUCCAUAUGUUUUGUAUGUGGACUGUCGACCUGAUGAUUAUGAUAUUUCAAAGAACGUGUUUAUCACGGCGGAUCAGCCUGUUUACGAACCACAGCUCCUUCCGGGCCAGAGCUUCUACGUGGAGCUACUGUGCCACCAGUAUAAGCCGCAUUAUCGUUGGACCAUUGAUGUGAUCUCCCAGGCUAUCUUUAAUGUUUCUGUGGCUACUAAUUUUGAGAUUUCUAUUGCUGCACGCCGUGAAUGGCUUUCGGAAUCGAACGUCCAGGUGGUUCCACACCCCUUUGUUCUGGUUCUGACCCACGAUACUUUAGACUUGUGGAAUAUGCCUAUUCCAGAUACUUCCAAGCCGAUCCAUUUGGUGAUCUUGACGCAUGGCCUUCAUGCUAACGUGCUGUCGGAUAUGUUCUUUUUGAAAGAGCAGAUUGAUAAGAAACAAGGUGAUGAGAAUGUCGUUGUCAAGGGCUACUUUGGCAAUGUCUGUAAGACUGAACGAGGCGUCAAGUACUUGGGCAGUAGAGUUGCCGACUACGUCGUGGACCUUGUCACGCAGAACGAAACCUUAAAGGGUAAUGUGACCAAGAUUUCAUUUAUCGGUCAUUCGCUUGGUGGUCUUGUUCAAACGUUUGCUGUGGCUUACUUAGAGGCCAACUUUCCAUGGUUCUUCCAGCAAGUCCAGCCAGUCAACUUCAUCACCUUGGCUUCUCCAAUGAUCGGCGUGGUCCACGAAAACCCCGUCUACAUUAAACUAGCGCUUUUGGCCGGUGUGGUGGGCAAGACAGGUCAAGAUUUGGGACUACAGUACACUGAGAGCAACAAUAAACCGUUGUUGCUUUUACUUCCCACAGGCCCUACUCACCGGAUUCUUAAACGCUUCGUUCGCAGAACUGUCUACGCCAAUGCUGUGAAUGACGGUAUUGUACCUCUCAGAACUUCUGCAUUACUUUAUCUAGACUAUGACGGGUUGACUGCCGUUGGUAGCGAUACCAAACCUGGCACCACAGGCGAGAUCCCACAGGAUCUUCCAAAUAAUGAGGAUUCCCAAACACUGGCUCUCAGUGCCAUGCUUUCAUACUUUUUGCCUCAAAAGCAUCGCAAGAGCGAUGCUGAGCAAUAUAACCGUUUCCAAACGAACAGCCAGGAAAACAACACCAAGGAGGGAACGUUUGGUGGGCUACCGAAGCCAUCUAUCGUUGAAAGUGCCGCUUCAUUAAUUCUCCCACCGCAGCCCUCGCUUAAAUACAUCACCAACCCAGCUUCCAGAGACGACGUGAUCAUGCACGACAAGGUCUACCACGACUCCGACUUGCCUCCUUUCGGAAUCGAAGAACCCACAGAAGAAGAGAGCAAGACGAUGAUCCAGAAGUUGACGGCCAAAGGUGAAUCGAUCACGAACUUGGCUCGUAGCAAGGAAAUGGAAAGACUUGAGGAGGAAAUCGCUCGUGAGUACCAUAAACUGAUGCUGUGGAGAAAAGUGCUUGUAUCGCUUAAGCCAGACGCCCAUAACAACAUUGUUGUGAGAAGACGGUUCUCCAAUGCUUACGGAUGGCCAGUCAUCCAGCACUUGAUCACAAACCACUUUGACGUGGAUGGCGCCACCACGCCUGAACCAUCUGAAGAUGAAAGCAUGGACUUGUCCACGGAGUAUUCAGCCCUUGCAAGAAUCCUUCUGAGAGAUCUCAUCCAUCGUGAGAACGAGGAUAUUGACAGAGAGUCGCUCAACGAGCCCGUGGAACAUACCUGGAUCAAAGCCGACGCAGACUGCGAGUCGAUGUUUGCCGUUGGUCCUGCCGGUCUUCUCCUGGAUGUCAGUGAGAGAGUCUGGAAGCUCAAGGAGCAAUGGGAGAAGCGUAACGCUGAGACUCCAAGCAUUGACGAGACCACAGCUGCUGCAUUAGACAACGAUCUCCUCGAAGGCAACAAGCUGAUCAUGGAACGGUUCAUGUGA
Molecule: messenger RNA, 2238 nt
Organism: Candidozyma haemuli
Lineage: Eukaryota; Fungi; Ascomycota; Pichiomycetes; Serinales; Metschnikowiaceae
Product: putative lipase
Exons: 1
Coding region: 1-2238 (745 amino acids)
Molecular function (GO): monoacylglycerol lipase activity
Source: RefSeq, a predicted model, not a curated record